Messenger RNA from Ornithodoros turicata, 5426 nucleotides. RefSeq lists its product as uncharacterized. The coding region runs from base 272 to 4906 and encodes 1544 amino acids. The record is from RefSeq and is a predicted model, not a curated record. NCBI's taxonomy places the organism in Eukaryota, Metazoa, Arthropoda, Arachnida, Ixodida, Argasidae. The transcript is spliced from 3 exons.
GAUAGCAAUGAGAUGUAUAAGGGGGCAGAGGACAGUAUAUGUUAACCUCGAGACCGAGCUGUGGCGUUCACCUGGGGGGAGGUACCAUCUACGUUUACACUAAAAACGGUCCCUGAUUGCACGACAUCAAGAUCUGGUUGUGCAUGUAUUUACCUCCUCCACAUGUCACAUAUUACACCUGUCAGUGGUUCCAGUCAUCUGGGAAUCCCAUCAAGUUAUCAUCUUCAUAUCUUCCUCAUCGACUCUGUGAUUCUGGCACGUCAGUUCCUUGAUGUCAUGUCCAGUCUGCUGCGGGCUAUGUGCCAACCAUAAACGCCGCAUCUGUCUGCAGCCUCGCGGGGAUCACUGCAUUGUCACUUACGCCCUGUUUACUCGCACAGGUAUGUUGUGGGGUAUGUUCCCGUGCAAAACAAAUUCCAAUAUGGAUCAGGAGAAGUCACCCCAGGACGAAGACAUACGAAGGAAAAUACACGAGGCGAUCGAGAAAAAAGAUCAUGUCCAGGUACAAGAAUGCCUCCGAGCAGCACCUCAUCUGAGGCUAUGGUUGCAUCCUAGCACGGAAAAGUCGGCCAUGUACAGAGCGGUGAAGGAGAAAGCUUUCUACAUCUACAGUCUGCUGCUGUCGCACAACAGCGACUUUAAAAGCGAGAAAGAGAGAAGAUGCUUCGACCAUUUGAACAGGAUUCAACGACGUGAACUUCAAAGACAGCGCAAGUUUGUAACGAAAUAUGAGGACUCCUACGUAAACCAGUUAAAAAGAAGGACGGCGAGUCAGACGAACAUCCCUGAGUUUGCAACGAAAGUCGACCACAUUUUGCACGUACUCGACAGCAUUGAGUUACUUCGCCCCAUUCUACAGGUAUCUGCUCUGGCGCACCAUCUAAAUAUUCGAUUCGACUUCGAGAGAUCUGAUGUUCAGCCGAUGAUAGGGUGUCGGAACAGAUCCAAUUACGGAAUAACGGACUACGCAGCGGAAGAAAUUUUUAUUGCAGCGGGGUCACUUCCUCUCAACGAAGUUAUUGGAACGCUGGCCCACGAGCUUUGUCAUUUCGCCCUCCAUGCGGUGUAUCGAAAUGGUGGAAAGCCUUAUCAUAGCCACGUUAUGGAGAGGAAACUCAAUUAUCAGAAGAUCAUUGGACAAAUUGAGAAGAGAAAAGAAAAAUUAGACGAGAUACUCAGGUUGGCCCUCGACUACGAUGAGGAGGAGGAAAUGAUUGUUCGUGUGCCUCAUAUCCUCGCUCUGCACAGCAUUCCCGGACAAGGAAUAGAAGUAUUACGGACACAGACGCCGGAAUUGCUUCAAUUCUACCAGCAGUAUAUUGUUCCGGAUCUGGUAGCACACAGCCUGAUUGCUUCUCCAAGUAAAGAUGCACAAAAUAUUAUGACGGAAAAUAUCAGACUCGACAAGGCACGCAACACCGAAGCACUUGGGGUAGUGUUUGGGGAGCCACUAGAACGCUUGAACACGGAGAAUGUUCCACUCCUGGUUCUUGCAGGUCCCGAAGUCUCGCUACUCGAGAUACUUGUUCACGAUUAUGUCAAGUCUACGGGAUUGUCAUACAUAUUCUUCGACGCGUCCCAGUAUGACGAAACCUUGGAGGAUGUGUUGGUCGUCAACAAAUGCAACCUUGUGCUUAUUACGUGCGACGAUAGAGAAAAAUUUUGUAAAAUACUCAAAGUGCUCAGGGAAAUUUCCGAUGUGGUUGGCACGAAAGUCAUUCUGAUCGUUCGAGAGGAUGAGAAAGCACACUUCGUUGAAAAAGUUCGGACCGACCAGUUCUUUUCGAGCAAGUACAAUGUCGCCGAUGUCGACACAGCGCACAUGAAAAACAUCACGCUAGAAUGCAAGGAUCGGAUCAGAAAGGCGUCCCGCAUCCGUUUCCAAGGAUGUAAUUCCAGGUUUGAACUUCAGGACGUCAUAGAUUUCGACAACUUUUCAGCUUUCAUCGAUCCCUCAACCUUCCUGGGGCUCUGUAAGACGCCUGACAUAGUCGUAGGACCCACACCUUGUGGAUUAAAACACGAUGUUGGUGAAACGUACGUCAAACGGAAACUGAAACGGUUUACUGAGGUGAACGAAGCAAAACUUCAUUCUCCCAGCGACGCAUUUGCUUUCUAUGGAUGUCCCGCAGAGACAGUUUCUAAGUUUCUUCCACCUCACCAACGGGUUCAGAAAAGUUGGUGCUGUGGCAACUUUGAAAGGUUUGUUCUUCACAACGACAUUGAGCAACACGAGUACAUGGUGAAAGCGUAUCUUCAAAACAACAAAGUGAUACAUCUGCUGCAGUACAGCGAGAUUCCGGGAAUAUCUGGCAAGACUCACUCGAAGUGCCCUGGACGUUUUCCAUUUAUGGAAGUAGUGUACCAUGACGAGGAUGACCUCCUGCAGUUACCGGAAAAAGUUGUCGUCGUCUGUGGUGCUCCCGGAAUCGGCAAGAGCGCGUUGGCAUCUCGGCUGUCCGAAGAACUGAAAAAACAUGCAGGUACGAAGAGAUGCGUGCUGCACGUGGACCUGCCAAACAAAGUUGAAUCAGUUGGCACGGAAACGGAUGCCGGAUACUUGCUACAUUUGGCCGAUUUAUGCGGAGUACAGAAAACAGGGCUGGAGUUCUUCUUGUUUCAGCAAAGUGUGCAGAAUGGGAUCCCCUUCGAGAUUUUUAUAAUUUUCGAUGCAUUUGACGAAAUCAAUCGACACUGGCGCAACUACAUUCUUAAACUUGUUGAAUAUUUAACUACAACGCAAGUUUCAAAGACCUUUAUAAUGAGCCGCACAAUUUUUAAGACCGUGAUACAGGAUACCAUUCGUACCAUUCCUUUUGAACUCGCUCCAUUUUCGUACUCUGAUAACGUUGAUUAUAUGAUAAAGCACUGGAGCGCCAAUGGAAUGACUGGCGUCUCCUACGAGGAACUACGUACAAGGGCUGAGCUGGUGCUUCAGCCGUACCUGGUGGCCAUGGGCUUCCCUAACACACCCCUUAAAAUCCCAAUGUUCACUAGAAUUAUUGCUCAGCUGGAACAAAAUUCAGAGUUCCACGAAGAGGCAAGUUUUCGCAAAAGCACCAACAUCUUUGAUAUCUACAGAACGUUCGCAGACUGCAAGUACGAAACUUACCAGAAGCAAAAGCUGCAGCUAAAGCUUAAUACGUUCGCUUCAGCUGGAGAAUAUGCCGAAAAGACUACGGAAAAAGAGUUCUACCAUGUACUAGGUCUUCUAGCUGUGAAUGCCAUUUUUGAUGACGAACUGAUCGAGACACUGACAGAGAGGAGCGUCCUGGAGCCAGGCGGACCUCUUAUGCGAGACGUGGCUGACGGUCUCAUUGGACAUGGAAUAGUUGAUGGCCUACAUGAUGGGAAUCCAACUUUCAUUCACAGGACGAUCGCCGAAUUCUUUGCAGCCCAUUUUCUGUUUUGCAAGAUUAAGAAAGCUGGAAGCAACAUUUCCAUGCUGGUGACGGCAGUGUUAGGACUGUAUGUGGAAAGUAACUAUGAGCAGGUUGUGAUGUUCCUCGAUCAUUUCGCAACCGAAUCCUUCCCCUUGCAUUCCGCGAUUAUCCGUGGAGAUACUUCCUCUCUAACAGGCAUCAGAGAAGAAGACGUGUACGAGCUAGACCAUCUAGAUCGAACGCUACUCCACGUAGCGGCGCUGCAUGCAGACCCAGCAACCCUGAAGGCGCUCCCAGUUAACGAGUCACCGAUACGGAAAGACAAGCUUGGAAUGACUCCCAUCAUGUACGCAGAAAAACUGCGAGAAGGGAGUGUAUUCGACAUAAUCUGUGACUGCUUCUCCAAUGCUAGCUCCGACUUGGCCGAAGAGUUUCCGACCGCCUUCAGAAAUGCCACGACAGAGAAAUCUCUCCGGAAGUCUGUGUUCUACGAAGUCGUAAAGGCGAACCGCUAUUCCCCGUUAAGGCUCCUUCUGAGCGGAUUGUGCAGGAAACGCAGCGAGUGUCGUCAGGGAAUUAAUCCCGAUCUUGUAGACGUCGAUACUAUCAGGGAUGAGGAGGGGAGAACUCUAUUGUUUUACGCAAAUACGACGGCUGUGCUGGAACUGCUCCUGCCAUACUGUGACCUUCUGGCAAUAGAUAAAUAUGGCUAUACUGUGUUGCAUUAUAGAAUCACGUGGCAUCAACAGAAAAGCCCGUCUUCUCUCGGGACGAUUGCCUUCGAGGAGGUAGAGUUUCUUUUUCUCCAUUCCACUGCAGAUUUUCGGAAGAGCUGGGAGACAACUCAUUUUCAGCAGACAACAGAAGAAGUGGAGACCAAGUUAGUGAAAUUGUUGCUGCUCCGAUCGCUGAGGAGUCCCGCCGCAACGUGGCGCUCGAUGCUGCUGCAAUCCUCAUGCCAGCUUCACGUCAUCAACUUGCUUCUUCCUCAUGCCUUGAUGUGCAAUCCUGCAGUGAACACAGUCUUUUCACCUUAUUCGAGCGACAAAUCGAAGGCUACCGGAGGCGCCCAGUUGGAUUUGUGGAGACCAGGCAGUCAACUGCUUUAUUACUCACCCCAGAAAAUAUGCGAAGUCGUGCAGCGUUCGCACGAUACUCAACUUGAAAAACUUAAAGUCUUGGUUCCUUAUUUCGAAACCGGCGAUCUUAUUAAAUAUACGAUGCAGUUCAUAUCGUCGGAUAUACUCUACGAGGCAAAGAACCUUGCCGUGCUGAAACACGUACUUCUCCGUUUCGACACUUUGUUUACGGACAAAGACGACUACGCAGCAUUGCACCUCUGUGCUAGACUUGGAAAGGUAGACGAAAUCAAGAUGUUACUUCCCCAUUUGAAUCUCUUUGUUACAGAUAAAGAAGGACGAAGCGCUUCCCAACUUUCAUGCGUAGCAUCGAGAAAAGAAGUGACUGACUUGUUUGAUCGGUGGACGAUGAAGACUAAAAAAGCAGGACAAUGCGCUCCAUGAAGCAACGUCGUCAGCAUUGCGUCAUGUGAUUAUUCACGCACGAGGACGUUAUUGACGAAGAAUAAAUACGACCAAGUUUUCAUUAUAUUGUGGUAAUUAGUGUCUUACAGGUGUUUUUUAUACAGAUUUUGCAGUAAAAAAACUGUAAGGGCUAUAGACAUUCUGUUUUCACUUCUAUCAUCUCUGGGCCGGCGGACGUUCUUGGUCAUCUGUUGUUCGACCCUCGAAUGGCUAAUUACCUAAAAAUCGUUACUUAACUCUAAUUUUAAAAGCUACGAAGCUGUUCCAAUGAGAACAUCUCUUCCUUUUGGUCACCAGAUAUCGUAACCGUUUUCAGAGCAUCCAGUCGGUAGAUCGUCCGCAAAUAUUCUGGAAGGAACACCAUUUUCUUCUUAUUUUGUUCAUUGUAGAACGCAUGUUUUUGUUUCGUUUCCGCAACUUCGAGCUCAUGUUCGACGCAUGAGGUCGCAUUGUGCUCCUUCAGCCUCUCCCAUGGAGGUGAAGGAAAGACGCAUCUCCG